Molecule: messenger RNA, 1654 nt
Organism: Durusdinium trenchii
Lineage: Eukaryota; Dinophyceae; Suessiales; Symbiodiniaceae
Source: the annotation of a GenBank genome assembly
AGAUGGCCAAAGGACUUUUUACGCCAAUGGCAGGUCCUCCUGACCCACAGGCUGUGACGAUGGCUUCUGACUUAGUCACUUGAUACAUCUUGAUACCGAGACCUCCCUGGGCUCCAGUUGAAACCGCCCCGCAGGUCCCAACCGCCCGUUGGAUUCGACCCGUGCAGCUCGCCGGCGAGCUGCGCGUCCCACGUCCUCGUCCUCGAUGAUGCGCAUCGCAUGAGCCGUGAGACGCCGUGAGACGCCGUGAGAGAACCAUGCGCCCCGCAGAUGGAGUCGGAGGCCGUCCGCCUCCCACGUUGCUGGGCUCCACGGCGGGGAUCGCGUCCAAGGCCAAGGCGACGAGGUGGCAAGAGGCGCUGCACAUCUUUGCACUCAUGUCGGAAGCCAAGCUGCAACAAGAUGUGAUCAGCUUGAGUGCGGCCAUCAGUGCAUAUGAGAAGGGCAGCCGCUGGCGAGACUCGCUAUGGUUCUUUCAGGCGAUGAGCAGCUGGGGACUUCUGCCCAAUGUCGUUGCCUUCAACACGGCAAUGAGCUCGUGUGACAAGGGCAACCGUUGGCCUUCAGCCUUGAGUCUUUCGCAGGUCAUGCAACUCAGCGGAGUAGAAGCGACGGUCAUCAGCUUCUCCGUUUUGGUCAGCGCGUCCUCCACGUCCAGCUGGCGGAAGGCCUUUUCGUGCCUGUUCGAGGUCAUUCAGUCGACGAUGAGGCCCAACGUGAUCACCUUCAAUGCUGCCAUCAGCUCAUGUGAGAAGGCCUUGAAGUGGCCUUCAGUUUUGGGCGCGUUGGAGUUCAUGAGUGGCUUCGAGGCUUUGCCAGAUGUCAUCAGCUUGAACGCAGCAAUGAGUGCUUGUGAAAAGGCUGGACAAGAUCUAAUGGCAUUGCACUUGUUCAGGUCGAUACCCACCCGGCUGCUGAAGCCCAAUGUGAUCAGCUUCAGUGCAGUCAUGAGUGCCUGCGAGAAGACGCGUCAGUGGCAGCAGGCGUUGAUCUUGUUCCAGGACAUGUUGGCAGCCAAGAUCCAGCCCGACAUCAUCAGCUAUGGGGCCAUCAUCAGUUGCUGCGAGAAGGGCGGAAAGUGGCAGUAUGCCUUGAGCCUUUUUGACCACAUGCUCCAAUCAGCCAUCCGCCCCAGCAUCAUCAGUUUGAGUGCAGCCACCAGCGCUUGCGAGAACUCGGGGUGUUGGCGAGAGGCACUGCAGCUCUUUCAGAUAGCCUUAGAGUCCCAUCUCCGCGUCGAUGUGAUCAUUCUCAGCGCAGCGAUCAGUUCCUGCGAGAAGGGGUGCGAAUGGCAGCAAGCACUGGUUCUUGUUGAGUCCAUGUCAAGCCUGGAAGUGCAACCCAAUGUCAUCAGCUUCAAUGCUGCACUGGGCGCUUGUGAGAGAGCAGGCCAAUGGCAAAAGGCCCUAAGGCUCUUCGAAGACAUCGCGGCUUUUGCUCUUGAGCCCACCAUCCUCAGCCUCGAGACCGCCACCCGCGCAGUAGAGCAGAGCUCCGCGCUGUGCGGCCGUGCGGCCUUGGCCCAAUGGCUGGACGAGUCUGAAAGACACUUCGUGCAGCUCUUGGCGGCCUGAGCGUGUGGGAAAGCGACGCCGGUUGAGUCAACGUCGGAUCAACGGUAGGCUCAGGUGGACCGUUGAUGAAUAAAGCCGCU